GCUUCAAACAAACCAAAACAAUGCUCUCUCAAACCUUUUUUCAAACUGGACGGAGUCUCUUGGGGUCGAUUUGCUUUAUGUUUUUUUCAAGAAGAAACCGUAUCUUUGAGUUAUGAGGUAUUAUAAAUCUUUGCCAAUUCAUCUUUGUCUUCUCUUCAACUGAUCAAUCUGUCACGCUCUCUGAAGCAGUAGAAAUUGCAUUCCAAAUACUUGUUCAAAGCGACGCAAACCAAAGCACGAUCUUCUACAACAAGAAGACUAGAUGGGGCUUUUCAUAGUACUGUCCAAACAGUGCGCAGUAGAAGUGUUAUUUAGUCCAUUCAACAACUUGACAUCUGACACUGAACAGACAGUGAUUUGCACGUGAGAUCGUCCACCACACUCUAGCAGAGGAACAGCCAAGGUACGAGCGUAGCUAACAUAGUUUUCAUACCUUAAUUACCCGCUAUUGGAUUUGUUACCCUACACGUUCACGAAUCUGUUCGUUCUUUACUUGGCCAAAUUGCCUCUUUAGACAAACCGCAGAACAUCCUAAUGUGCUCGACAAGUCUGGCCAUAAGCGAUUACAAUCGGAGGAUCACAAUGAAUUCCUCCACUUCCUUCAUCACUUUAUUGUCUUCUUAUUCCGAUUGCUCAGAUUCCGUCCAAUACUCUUCGCCAGCAUUCUUAUCCUCCGGACCUCAAAACCUCAGUUCAAGCACUUCGCCACUUCAAGGAGACUCGUCUGGAGUUGAAAAUUCGACCCCACUGGAACCCACUCGAUGUGCUCAUCAUCCCGGAUCAAUCGAGUCACCCCCUCAACUGAUGCCACGAUCUAUGUCGUCCAACAUGCCAGAUCUUGUGCCUCAACAUUUGGGAUCCCUCAUCGGAUCGUCGACCAGAGGCUCUCCGCUUGGAUCGGACAUGAUUUUCCGUGAACUAGGCGGUCGCAAAGGGACCCUUGAAACUGACGGAGAUUCGCGGACUGAUUCGCCGUUACAAGAUUUGUCUCAAGACAAAGGAUCCUCGUACGAUACGAAGGUAUCGAGAGUCAAUGUCGGUGGUGCUCGAGAAACUGGCCGCCAAGACGAUGAUGACGACGACGAUGACGAGGAGGAUUGUGAAAGUGAAGCUAGUGAAGAGGACCAAAAAGAUUACUCCAAGAAAGUCAUCAAGGAAAAACCAAAGCACACAAACGUCAAUACCAAACCACCCUACAGCUACGUGGCGAUGAUUGCCAUGGCCAUUGAGGAGAGCAGAGAUGGCAAGCUCAAAUUGAGUCGCAUCUACGAUUUCAUCAAGAAGAAGUUUCCCUAUUAUCGCAACUUGAAAGGCAAAGGAUGGCAGAACUCCAUACGUCACAACCUCAGUCUCAAUGAAUGCUUUAUCAAACUACCCAGUGAAGGGGGUCAAGAACGAAAGGGCAACUUUUGGACCUUGGAUCCUCAGUACACCGACAUGUUUGAGAAAGGUAACUUUAGGCGGCGGAAACGAAUGAGAAGGCACGCCUACAAGUCAGCAUACACACCUUCCAAGCCUUGGUCUCUGGACAGUGGCUCCUCCCAUGGGUGGCUCUAUCGCACGCCUGCUUAUAAUUACUCAUCUUAUAUGUCAAACACUCCAUGGUCUCAACUUUCGAGUUCGAUGAAGCCCUAUUCGGCUGAUCCUUAUGCAUACAACAGCUUUUGUAUGUCCGCGGCUGCCGGAGUGCUUGGCCAUUCCACGGCCAGCUCCUCAUCUACGCCUCAUCCAGUUUACCCUUCAGCCAUCAGUAGUUCUCCACUAGAUGGUCUAAGUGGGAAUUUAGGAAUAUCAACCUCAAGUGGGUCAAUGUCAGGCAAUUCCUCCUCGGUGACGGCGAUUGCGGCCGUGGCUGCGGCGGCUGCCUCUUGCUCUGCACGGGCGGCCUUUGCUCAAAACCCUUACUCUCAGUAUUCGCAAUUGGGAACCACCGUUGGACCGCCCUUCAACGCCUCCAACGAGCGUGUCCAAUCAUCCCCAUUCAGUGCCACUUCUGGACGGCGAUUCGUGUCGUCAUCGCCCUCCGAACUUGGGAACACCCCUCAGAGUCUGGUCCAUGACAAUCUAUCUUCACCAUACUAUGCUCAUCAUCCUCAUCAAAACCAUCAACAGCCAACUCAUUCUUGGAGUCUUGGUCUUCCAGAACAAUCACCCAUUUCGGAUCCAGUUCCUCUUCUCCAAGCUGCCUCAUCCAACCACGAUCCUAGUUUCAAAAUGGAAUAAUAAACCUGAAGUUUCUUUCUGACCAUAGCCCCCCUUCAACGAAACAGAUCGCUUCUUUUUGUUUCCCUUGGCUCAAAAGUAAACCUCGAGGGAGGCGAUCGGUGGCCCUGUUUCUUCUCUCUCCGCUCGAUUGGCGCCGGGAUAUUCGUUUGAGUGUGGAAUAGAACACUGAGACGCCAAAGGAGAAGCACAAGCAAUAGCACAAGCAAAAGCAUAGGCGGAUGCGGAUGCCAAUCGCUACCAAGCACACUUUGGCCAGGGAUACUUUCAAAUUCAUUUGUAUUCUUCAACAUAAACCUGAGGGCUUGACGCAUACGGCACCUGGGGGCUACUGAUGCAAUAUUCCUAAUCGAUGUCGAACCGCAAAGUCUAUGGAUGAAGGUAUCGUGGCCCAUUCGAAUUGAAUCGGUCUAGAAUACCUAACCUCAUGCACCCGUUUUCGUUGUUGAUGGUGUUGUUGUGGUAGUAGUAGUAGUAGUAGUAGUAGUAGUAGUAGUAGUAGUAGUCGCCCUUGUUACCCUAAGGAGGAGAGACGGCUUGAUCUUUAUCCGUGAGCGGGAGAUCAAGCUCGGGGAAAUGUGUCACCAACAGUUCUUCAACUGAGGGAGUGAAAUGUCAAAAAGCAAUUAUCCCAAUUCCCCAAGAGCUUCUUCUUCUGCUUCAACACUACCACUUCAUCUCUUCCAUCUACAUCAUCUACCACUUGGCUUGGUACUGUGGGCGAUCCCAAAAUGGGCCAUGCUACUCGCUUCCUGCCUCCCUGAAACACGAACACUUCCCAAACUUGGGAUUGGGAAGCAUGACACCCCGUAAAAGCACAGCCAACUCUAAAUUGAGCAUGAGUCGAAAGCAUCGUGCAGCCCUAAUUUCCCAAAAUGUCGUCGUCGUCGUCGUCUUUUGAGUGGCGUGGCUUUUAGCUUCGAGUGUUCACACCCUGACGCGCCGAGAUUAAUCGGUUUUCAAGGACCACUUGACAUUUGAGGACAGAGUCGGCAAUAAAUUGGCCAAGUGUUUCACACCUAGGAUCAUGAUUCAUCGGCUUCAAAACUAUCGACAUGCAGCCAUAACUCUUCGAAAACGAGAACUUCGGCCAUUGAGUCUGGUUUUGGCGUUUGGAAGGCAGUUCAUUGAUUGCCAGAACGUAAGAUGUAACUCACCAAAGGAGAAAAUCUGUCGACGUAAAUUU
Molecule: messenger RNA, 3409 nt
Organism: Tigriopus californicus
Lineage: Eukaryota; Metazoa; Arthropoda; Copepoda; Harpacticoida; Harpacticidae
Product: forkhead box protein D1-like
Exons: 5
Coding region: 535-2223 (562 amino acids)
Biological process (GO): cell differentiation; anatomical structure morphogenesis; regulation of transcription by RNA polymerase II
Molecular function (GO): RNA polymerase II cis-regulatory region sequence-specific DNA binding; DNA-binding transcription factor activity, RNA polymerase II-specific
Source: RefSeq, a predicted model, not a curated record